GGCCCACUCCGCGCCUCCGCUUCAGCUAGGAUGUGGCUCCUCCACACUCUGCUCUGCGUGACCAGCCUGGCUCCUCUGGGGGCCUUCAACGUGGAUGAGAACUGGAUCCGGGUGACUCCUGAGGAACACGGGCCUUAUGUGCUCAGCUCCCUUUUGCACCAAGACCCCAGCAGCAACCAGACCUGGAUGUGGCUGUACAGAAACUUGCGAGGACGUAAACUGGUGAAACCACCAAGGUUGCCACGUGUGGUCAAACUGAAGAUGCCCGUGGCCUUGGGCUCAGUGAUGCCACUCCCAGAUGCCAGCCCUGGAGGAUUCUCGUGGGGGCCGGGUGUUUAUGAGCAUGUCCCCAUCCCGAAGGGGAGGCACCGGGGCGUGGCAGUUGCCCGGAACCACCACGGUGUUUUGAUCUGCAUUCAAGUGGUGGCCCGGCGGCCCCACAGCCUCAGCUCAGAACUCACAGGCACCUGCAGCCUGCUGGCCUCCAACCUCAGUCACCAGGCCCUGGUCUCUUUCAACGACAUUGAAAAUCUCCUGGAUCCUGAGGCACAUGCGGAUGCUGGAGGCUGCUACAGGAACAAAAAAGGCAGCACUGAGAAUACAGCCAGGCAGCGCCGGGCUCUGAAGGUCAAAGAGGAGGAAGAGGAGGAAGAGGAGGAGGAGGGAGCUGGCACCGAGAUCGCCAUCGUCCUGGAUGGCUCGGGAAGCAUUGAUCCCCCCGACUUCCAGAGAGCCAAAGACUUCAUCUCCAACAUGAUGAGGAAGAUCUAUGAGAAGUGCUUUGAGUGCAGCUUUGCCCUGGUGCAAUACGGAGGCGUGAUCCAGACUGAGUUUGACCUUCGGUACAGCCAGGAUGUGAUGGCCUCCCUCAGCAAAGUCCAGAACAUCACUCAAGUGAAGGAUGUCACCAAGACAGCCUCUGCCAUGCAGCAUGUCCUAGACAACAUCUUCUCACCAAGCCACGGCUCCAGAAAAGAGGCCUCCAAGGUCAUGGUGGUGCUCACUGAUGGGGAGAUAUUCAUGGACCCCCUCAACCUCACGACUGUCAUCAACUCCACAAAGAUGCAAGGUGUUGAGCGCUUUGCCAUUGGGGUGGGAGAGGCAUUUACGAAGCCUAAGACUGAGACGGAGCUGAAGCUGAUCGCCUCGCACCCCCCGGAGACCCAUGCCUUCAAGGUGACCAACUACGCGGCGCUGGAUGGGCUGCUGAGCCAACUGCAGCAAAGUAUCGUUCCCAUGGAAGGCACGGUCGGAGAAGCCCUCCACUUCCAGCUGGCACAGGUCGGGUUCAGCGCCCAGAUCCUGAAAGAGGGGAAGCUGCUGCUCGGUGCUGUUGGGGCCUUUGAUUGGUCCGGGGGCGUGUUGCUCUAUGACAGGCACAGCUGCCGGGGCCAGUUCCUGAACCAGACGGUGGUGGACAGCAAGGCUGGAAAGCACAGCUACCUGGGUUACUCGCUGGCCGAGCUGCACAAGGCCAGUGGUCCUUCCUACGUGGCCGGGGCUCCCCGGCACAAGCAUCGAGGGGCCGUGUUUGAGCUCCGGGAGGAGGGCAGAGAGACCAACGUCGUGCCGGUGCUGGAGGGAGAGCAGAUGGGGUCCUAUUUUGGCUCUGAGCUGUGUCCUGUGGACAUCGACAUGGAUGGAACCACGGACCUCUUGCUGGUGGCGGCUCCGUUUUACCACGUUCGCGGACAGGAAGGCAGAGUCUACGUGUACCGCCUGAGUGAGCAGGGCAGUUCCUUCUCCUUGGCACACACGCUGAGUGGGCAGCCUGGGUUCCCUGAUGCCCGAUUUGGCUUUGCCAUGGCAACAGUGGGGGACAUCAGUCAGGAUAAGCUCACGGACGUGGCCAUCGGCGCCCCGCUGGAGGGUUUGGGGGCAGGUGAUGGCGCCAGCUUCGGCAGUGUGUACAUUUACAACGGAUGCCGGGACGGCCUCUCUACCAGCCCCUCGCAGCACAUCAGGGCCGCAGCGGUCGCCCCCCGACUCCACUACUUCGGCAUGUCCGUGGACGGUGGCCUGGAUGUGACCGGCGAUGGCCUUGCUGACAUCACCGUGGGCACCCUUGGUCGGGCGGCUGUGCUCCGCUCAAGACCUGUGGUGCGCCUGGUGGUGUCCCUCACCUUCACCCCCGAGGCGCUGCCCAUUGGCUUCAACAGCAGCGUGGACGUGAAUUUGUGUUUUGAAAUCAGCUCUGGGACCACAGCUGCCAUGUCAGGCCUCAGAGGGACGUCCCUGAAUUUCACGUUGGACGUGGAUGUGUUGAAGGAGAGGAAGAGGCUGCAGUGUGCGGACCAGAGAACUUGUCAGAGCUGCCUUCGGGAGUGGGGCAGUGGGCCCCGUUUCUGUGAGUCCCGCCUGCUCAGCCCCACAGAGGGAGAGCUCUGUGAAGAGGACUGCUUCUCCAACAUUACUGUCAAGGUCAGCUACCACCUCCAGAACUCCAAGGACCAGAUGAGCCAUCCCCACCCUGUCCUGGACAUCUACAGUGAGCCCUCCGCCAUCUUCCAGCUGCCCUACGAGAAGGCCUGCAAGAAUAAGCUGUUUUGUGUUGCUGAGUUACAGCUGACCACCACCUCUCCGACGGAAUUGGUGGUGGGUGUCACAAAGGAGCUGACAAUGAACAUCAGCCUAACUAACUCUGGGGAAGAUUCCUACAUGACAAACAUGGCUUUGACUUACCCCAGAAACUUACAGUUUAAGAGGAUACAAAAGCCUCCUUCCCCAAAUAUUCAGUGUGAUGACCCUAAGCCAGCUGCUUCUGUCCAGGUCAUGAAGUGCAAGAUUGGUCACCCCAUACUCAGGAGGGCAUCUGCAAACUUUUCAGUAGUUUGGCAGCUAGAGGAGAGUGCCUUCCCAAACAGGACAGCUGACAUCACUGUGACAAUCACAAAUGCCAAUGGAAGAAGCUCUUUGGUCAGAGAGACCCACAGACUUCACUUCAAGCAUGCCUUCAUUGCAGUUCUUCCCAAACCAGCAGUGAUGUACAUGAACACAAGCCAGGGGCUUUCUGAUCACAAAGAAUUCUCCUUCAAUAUCCAUGGGGAAAACUUCUUUGGAGCCGAAUUCCAGCUGCAAAUCUGUGUUCCAAUUAAAAUACAAGGGCUCCGGCUUAUAAGAGUGAAGAACCUGACAAAGACACAGGCUCACACCGUGUGCACCCAGCGGCCGGAGCGCGCUUGUGGGAGCGAGGCGGUUCAGCCCAUGGAGGAGUGGUAUUCGGUGCGCUGUGCCAUCGCUUCCGACAGAGAAAACGUGACGGUGGCAGCGGAGCUCGCCGCGAGUCAGUCUGAGCAGUUCCUAAGAGAUGUAACUGAACUGCAGAUCCUUGGUGAAAUUUCUUUCAACAAAUCUCUGUAUGAAGGUCUGAAUGCAGAGAACCACAGAACUAAGAUCACGGUCAUCUUCCUGAAAGAGGAGGGGUACCUUCCUUUGUCUCUCAUCAUCGGAAGCAGUGUCGCUGGCUUUCUGGUUUUGAUAGUGAUUAUAGUCGUGCUAUUCAAGUGUGGCUUUUUUAAAAGAAAAUACCGACAACUGAACUUGGAGAGCAUAAGGAAGGCCCAGCUGAAAUCAGAGAAUCAGCUCACAGAAGGUGAGGACCAGCCUCCUCGUCCACUGGGAGAAAACGUCAGCUAGUCCUCAACUCCUGGAGACUUGGUGUCGUACUGAUGACCUGGUCUUGUAGGAGGAUGCAGGGCAGAAUCUGAUAAAUUGUCAAUAGAGUAUUGUUUUUCAAUAAUACAUCGUCCCAAAAGUGCCUCUGCAUGUGCAAAAAUGAACUUGGGAAAGAUUUGGUGUUAAAUAGUGUUAAACUGUUUUUUUUACAGAAGUGUUUUUAAUAUACACAUAUAAUAUACUUUGUAAUUCUUUUUUCCUCCCAAGAAAUUAUAUAGCAUUUCUCAA
Molecule: messenger RNA, 3903 nt
Organism: Myotis brandtii (Brandt's bat)
Lineage: Eukaryota; Metazoa; Chordata; Mammalia; Chiroptera; Vespertilionidae
Gene: ITGAE
Product: integrin, alpha E (antigen CD103, human mucosal lymphocyte antigen 1; alpha polypeptide)
Exons: 31
Coding region: 31-3636 (1201 amino acids)
Biological process (GO): cell-matrix adhesion; cell-cell adhesion; integrin-mediated signaling pathway
Cellular component (GO): integrin complex; external side of plasma membrane
Molecular function (GO): integrin binding
Source: RefSeq, a predicted model, not a curated record